CGGUGUCUUUGGUUCCGGCCGGCGGCAGCAGGAAGGGCUCGGGGCAUGCUGGCCGGGGAGACGGGCAGAGCGGUCAGGCGGCUCCUGCGGGCCGGAGGCGCGGUCAGGAGAGAUGUACUGAUGGUGUAACAAUUACCAAAGACAUGACUGGGGGUAAAAACACACAAAAAUAGGAUUGUACCGGAGAAAAAUAACAGUGUUCUGUGUAUUACAGUGUCCUUGCCUAUAAUUCCUACAUGAUGUGUUAAUGUUGUUACUGAUUUUCCAGUAGAAGACAGCAAGCAGACUUUCCCCCUUACUUUUUUAGGCAUAAAGUAAUGAAGAACUGGGGUGUUGUUGGUGGAAUUGCUGCUGCUCUGGCAGCAGGCAUAUAUGUUCUCUGGGGUCCCAUCACAGAAAGAAAGAAACGCAGGAAAGGGCUUGUGCCUGGCCUUCUCAACUUAGGAAACACCUGUUUCAUGAACUCUUUGCUGCAAGGCUUAUCUGCUUGUCCAUCUUUCAUCAAGUGGCUGGAGGACUUUACAGCCCAAUACAAGACUGAUCAGAAUGAAUCAUCGGAGCACCAAUAUUUGUCCCUUACUUUGCUGUGCCUCCUGAAAGCUUUAUCCUGCCAAGAGGUCACAGAAGAUGAUGUCCUGGAUGCAAGCUGUUUGUUAGAAGUGUUAAGGUUGUACAGGUGGCAGAUCUCGUCAUUUGAAGAGCAGGAUGCUCAUGAACUAUUCCAUGUCCUUACAUCUUCGUUGGAAGAUGAGCGAGAUCGUCAGCCCCGGAUCACACACUUGUUUGAUGUGCAUUCAUUACAGCAGCCAGAAAUAACCCAAAAGCAAAUAAGCUGCAGGACAAGAGGGUCACUUCACCCCAUGUCAAGUCACUGGAAGUCUCAACAUCCUUUUCAUGGAAGGUUGACAAGUAACAUGCUUUGCAAACACUGCAAACACCAGAGUCCUGUGAGGUGUGAUACAUUUGACAGUCUUUCGCUGAGUAUUCCAGCAGCCAUGUGGGGUCGUCCUAUGACACUGGACCACUGCCUCCACCAUUUCAUCUCUUCUGAAUCAGUAAAGGAUGUUGUAUGUGACAAUUGCACUAAAAUUCAGGCAGAAGAGACACUGAAUGGGCAAACCACAGAAAACCAGAGAACAACGUUUGUUAAACAAUUAAAGCUAGGGAAGCUCCCUCAGUGUCUAUGUAUCCAUCUGCAAAGGCUGAGCUGGUCAGACCAAGGUAUGCCUCUGAAACGUCAUGAACAUGUGCAGUUCAACGAGUUCCUGAUCAUGGACAUCUACAAAUACCACCUCCCUGUCCAUAAAUCAAGCCAGCAUGAUCUAAACCAGAAAGGCAAUCCAUGGAUGUCGUCUGAAACAAAGGAUGGGUCAGCAGUAAAAGCCUCAGAUCUGGAGCAGACAUGUAGCACUAAAUCAUUCUUUAUGAAUGGUGCCUGCUCUUCUUCAUUAUUAACGUCCCCGAUAACUUUCCCACUUGCAGUAGUUCCAGACUGCAGUUCCCCAGUGUACCUCUACCGUCUGAUGGCUGUUGUAGUUCAUCAUGGGGACAUGCAUUCUGGACACUUUGUGACAUAUCGCCGCUCUCCGCCUUCUGCCAAGUCCGCACUCUCUGUUAGUAACCAGUGGUUGUGGAUUUCAGAUGACACUGUGCGCAAAGCUAGUUUGCAAGAAGUGCUUUCAUCUAGUGCUUACCUGCUCUUUUAUGAGCGUGUUCCCUCAAGAGUGCAGCACCAAACUCAGGAGUUCAGGGCUGAAGAAUAACUUGGGCCUCUGGAGAAGGAUAAAACAUGAGAAAACUGCUCUUGUGAGGUGUAGAUUGCACCUCCUGGCUGUUGUGCAAAUAGCCCACUGGAUGCCCUUCGAUCGUCCACACCUGCCUGGCAAUGGAGCCUGGCUACUGCAGGGAGCUAGUGUCUGAUACCAAAACGACGCUGCCCAAAGUUGGUCUGCUGGUGCUGGGCACUCCAGGGUGUGUCUGCAUUAGAGAAGCAUAUUUGCUGUUCAGAUAAUAUUCUCUCUGCACCACAGAUUUGAAACAUGGAAUUUAAAACAAGGACUUUCCAGGGCCACAUCUUUUUAUUCUGACCUGUAUGCAUGUUUUCAGGUGGAGCUGCUUAGUGUCUCCUUAAGAUAUUUCUUAGCAGGGGAGCCCGAGAAGUGAUUGAUGAGAAAUUACUGUUAUCAAAGGCAAUGAUUUAAAAAAUGAAGUGCCUUGAGGUUAUUUAAAUGGUUACAUUACCAUUGUCUACAUUCUGGUAAACAUUGAUAUCAAAGUGAUAUGAAGAACUAUUAACUGAAUCACAUUUCUUGUCAUAACCCCAGCUAAGCAACUAAACAAGUUGUCUCUACCAAACAUGCUUGAUCCAAAAAAACCCUUUCCUAUUUGUAUCUUUUUCCCCUAAUAUUUCAUUUCUUUGUACAUCAUAGAAGUAUUUAUGUCAAUCCAAACUGCAGUUUUCUGUUUCAGGGAAAUACUCAAAUUGUUGAUCAAUUGGAACUGAGACACUGAUUUGUUGUUCCAUAUCCUCAUACUGUUAAAAGAUGUGAAGAGAGAGCAGUGUCUGCUAGCAAUCACUAUGGUAAUGUCUUCUGUCUCUGUAAAACAAUUCGAUACUGUUGCUUUAGAGCAUCAGGUAGACUGUGCUUCUCAGUGCUAAUCUUAAAGGUGACUGAUUGGUACUCUAAACUCACCUUUCUUAUCUUAAUGAUGAACACUGCCAUUCCCUAUCAUCCCUCCUAAUGAAUGCCUUCUGAUCUGCAAUGGCGCUUGAACCGGUUGUGAUUGUGAGCCUGGGAUUUAAAGCAACAUGUGUCAUGGUGGGUUAGAAUACACACAAUUGCAUGGGCAGUGGUUGGCACUUAGUCCAGUAAAAUAGUACAGUAGCCUGAACAGGUUGGUAUCACUGCAUUAGAUAUUGCUGUUUUUAAAGAGUUUGAUAUUAACCGUAUAUUGCUGCUCUGUGCUCUUUGGUGUGUAAAAAAAAAAAAAAGAGAGAGAUGGGGACAGAGUCAAGAAAUCCUUUUGGCUGUUUUUAAAUUAAUGGGGAUAAAAUGGACAGACAUGGGAGUUCUUUUCUAUUUAUGUACUUUGGGUGUGUGCGUGUGAGGGAGGAAGUCAGACUAGAUGUUUUCAGUGGAAAACAUUGACUGACUUUUCAGACAAUAUCUACUGCCUCUCUAAAGUAGCUUUUUUUUCCAAAAAGUUUUUUACUGUAAUUUUGUAUAUUUUGGAUCCAUAUCAUUCAACAGCCCAAUGUUGUUCAUAUGCAUUCGGAGCUUUUUAAUAGAAGACUGAGAAAAACAGCCACAAGAUCAGAGGCUAUGAAUGUAUAUAACACUUAACUGAAGUCAUUCCAGAGUGGGGAUCAUAAUCUCUACUCAGAAUAAUGCUCAUAACCCAGAGAAGUCUGUAUAAAUCCAUUGACCUAUCCGGUCCAAAGAAACCUUGGCUUCUGUGUUAGAAGCACUUUUUUUACCUUACUAAUUUUAUUACUAUUUAAAAAAAUAUGUAAUACCAAUGAACUUUGUGACUAUUGAAAUAAGACCUAAACUCAGCAUGUGACCCACAAAAGCAAAAAAAGAAUACCUGAGGCUGAUGCUUCUCUAUUGCAGAUAGAUAGAAGUGAGCACUAUGGGCUUUGCAAAGCAGUGCUGGUUGUCAGCGGGGCAAGAAACGCAUGCAAAGCAUCUGUCUACAGAAAUCCUGCCAGUUGUACCUCUGACCUUCAAAACAUUUCCAUCUGACAGUGUAUAUGCUGCCAUAGCGAGGCUCAACAGGGUCUGCUUUGAAAUUGUAACUCCUUUGAUUUUGUGGGAGUGUCUGCUCAUUGAUAGUAUUUGAACAAGUCCACUGGUUGUGGAGAAGUGUCAGCAUCUUGGUCAUGAUGCUGAGAAACCACAACUUACAUUGGCUUCAGAGACUUGCAGAUGGUUGGCACCCCUCACAGUCAGACCCUGAACGCAGUCUGGCCAGCUGAGCCUCCUGGGCAGAUACCUUUUGAAAGCAAUAUGUCUCUGUUCAGGGGGAGGGGUACACCCAAAUGGCUCAGCUUGUAGGAUUGUGGGGCUAGUCUCUGCCAGCCAAUAACAGUAUUUUAAUUUCUCAAAGGCUAGAGUUGUUGAAAAGGUGCUUAUGAAUGGAAUAAAGGAAUGUUAUGACACAUUAACCAUAUAGAAAACUGACCUCUGCUUACUCUGGUAGAACUAAGAAAACAGCUCUUUAAUUGAAUUAUUCUUGUUUUAAUGCACAUGUUAAUAAAAGGUAUGAUGUUAAGAGUCCAAACCACUGCACUUCAUUUCCAACACUGCUGUCUUCGAACUUCCUAUUGCCUUAUGGGAGUUUUUGUACCUGUCCUGUACAGUAGCAAUAAAAGAACCAACUUAUUAGAAAAGG
Caretta caretta (loggerhead turtle) is the source of this 4395-nucleotide messenger RNA. Lineage: Eukaryota; Metazoa; Chordata; Testudines; Cheloniidae. The record is from RefSeq and is a predicted model, not a curated record.